Westerdykella ornata is the source of this 2070-nucleotide messenger RNA. RefSeq lists its product as uncharacterized. Gene Ontology annotation, cellular component: COP9 signalosome. The transcript is spliced from 5 exons. Lineage: Eukaryota; Fungi; Ascomycota; Dothideomycetes; Pleosporales; Sporormiaceae. Bases 189 to 1712 code for a protein of 507 amino acids. Gene Ontology annotation, biological process: ubiquitin-dependent protein catabolic process. The record is from RefSeq and is a predicted model, not a curated record.
AAAUCCACCACAAGUGCCUGCUCCAAACCAACUCUAGGUAAUGGCAACCUCAACUUCACGAUUCUCCCGUUCUCUCUCUUUGGGUGCAAUUUGAUCAAUCUGCCGACACGAUUCCUGACUUUUGCGUCGCCCAAUCGCUGCCUCCAACCACUCCCUAGUCGGUCCCUCCGCCCAAACGAAGGAGCAACAUGUCUGGCGAAGUGCUCCAGCUAGCGCAAUCCUACCAGCUGGAGUUUGCGAAAUGUGACUCGAACCAGAAAUACCACUAUGCUGCUCUUCGCCUUGCUCAGCGACUGGCUAGCCUAACACUAACAAGCUUCAAGAAAGGUGCGGAAACGGCACAGGACGUGUUGCUGAUGCUAGACCCUUCGGUGCAUACGAUGGUGUAUGCAUAUGCUCUGUUCGCCCGUAUUGCGACUGCGCCGUCAACGUCGACAGCGUCGGAUUCCUUCAGGCCUGGUGGAAAUAUAUGGAAGCUGAUAUGCCACUUCCUCGAGAAUGCGGAUCCAGUGCAGCUGCGAUAUGUUGGGGAACAGUGGAGCCAUAUUGUUGAUUUUGUCGCGUCUAUGGCACGACUUGCGGGAACGCCCGAAGCCGCCAUAGAACCAAUACUCUCUGCGCUCUACCGACUCGAUCCUAACACUGGUACCUUCACCAUGGCGCAUCUGUGCUUCGUCCAACUAUGUGUGGAAACGAGAAACUAUGCUGCCGCGGAACCGAUUCUCGCCAACUACAUCCACGCUGUAAACCCGUCCAUACCGGACUUGGUCGAGAGUCUGGAAUAUUCGGCUCCGGCAGAAGAUCAUGACAGUAGCGCGGAAUACAUCAAAGCUGGGUCGGGUCACGCAGGGAAGGUGACUAUACAGGCUGUGCAGGAGUAUUAUCUCCUGGGGACCACGGCAUACCUUGGACUGCGCAAGUUCAAAAAGGCUAGGGACUUUGUGGAGCAUGUGCUGGUGAUGCCAUACAGUAAUGGGGCAGCCAACGGCUUCCUGAUUGAGGCUUAUAAGAAGUGGUUGCUGCUCAGCUGUCUGGUGGAUGGUGUGGUCCCGCCAUUGCCGCGAAGUACGAAUAAUGCUGCCAUGAGAGCGGUGAAGGCCGUGUCCAAAGCCUACGAGGCGCUCGCGGAUGCGUUCAAAAACCGGGGGAAUGUGCGCAAACUGCGGGCAAUGAUCAACGCAGGGCGCGACACUUGGCUCGAGGAUGGGAACUACGGCCUAGUCAACGAGUUGCUCGACGGGCAGUACCGGAUCUUCAUUUCGCAAUUAUCACAGACCUACUCGGCCAUACCGAUUUCGAAGAUCAGCUCAUGGGACGCGACGCUAGAAUCCGACGAGCUAGCCGGGUACCUGGAGAAGUUGAUCAGGGAAGGGUACAUCAACGCGAAGCUGGAAACGAGCAGCAGCAAGCCGGAGAUGGGCGUGGUGCUCCGGUUCUUCAUGGACGCAAGGGAAGGACCGCAAGCCAAGAGCGAGAAGCAGCAGCAGCAGGCACUCGUGGAGCAGACGCAGAGGACGCAGAAGCUGGCGCAACAAGUACAGAGUGCGCACUACCGAGUCGGGGUGCAAGACGAGUAUGUCGAGUAUGUGGUGCGACAGAACAAGAAAGCAGCGGCGACGGCAGGAGAUCCGAUGGAUCUGGGACAAUAUGAAGACGUGGAGGUAGCGGGAGCGGCCAUGGAUGCUCAUGACGAGGACUUGAUGGGGGAUUGAAGAAGUGCGAGGAGGUCACACCAGAAAUCAAGAGGAUGUCACCUGUCAACCAAAACGCACAAGGAGUCGGCGAGGCUGGGCCCAAGAGUGAAUCUCGGAUCUAUCGUCAGCCCUGCCAAGCCAUUUGCAUUCUUCACCAUGCAGUGCUUUUCGGGGUACCGAGUAGGUACAUAUAAGGAGAGAUAUAUGUAAUGUGACGCAGCACCUGGAGGGCUUGCGUCUUGCUAGGGACGACAACUAAAUGAGAAAUGCAUCAUGGCCAUGACCAGUCGGCUACACAGUACAGAGUAGGGAGUCGUCGGUCGGGACUAUGUCUGAUGACUGGUUCGAGUAGUAGUAGUCUACCAGUAGCGAUUGG